AGGCGUCGCUCGCUCUCUGGCUGGCGGGGUUCUCUGGAAACGGCGCGGGCGGGCGCCGAGCUGCCCUUGCGCCGCGCGCGGAGACGUCGCCCAGUCAUGGCUCCCCGCAUCUUCCCCAUUGUCAAGUUCCUGGUCAAAGGCGGCCUGGCAGGGGGAGCCAUCUACGUGGUUUACAGCCAAGGUUUGCUGAGCGGGGGCGAGGAGGGGGCCCAAGCCCUCCGAAAAGCCCAAGAAGCGCUCCCCCCGGCUGUGGAAGAAUGGGCGAAAUAUUUUGGCUGGAAGCUUCCUGCUGUCCCAAAGACUGAAUUCUCUCUCUGCAGCUACUGGAACUCAGGGGUUCGGACGACAAUCGGCGCUCUCUCCGUAGCCCCGACCAGGGCCAGUGAAUAUACCCAGAAUGGAUGGAAGUACAUGAAGGACCUCGUCAAAUGAAGCCUCUCUGAUAAGGCACCCUCUUGCCACCUUUAAUGGGGAGGUGUUCAGCACCAGAGUCUGGCCCUUGUUUCUCAAGGGCUGCAAUAAAAGACUUUAUAAUAAGA
Messenger RNA from Podarcis muralis (Common wall lizard), 539 nucleotides. It is a transcript of the gene MICOS13, whose product is annotated as mitochondrial contact site and cristae organizing system subunit 13. Lineage: Eukaryota; Metazoa; Chordata; Lepidosauria; Squamata; Lacertidae. Gene Ontology annotation, cellular component: mitochondrial crista junction; MICOS complex. Gene Ontology annotation, biological process: cristae formation. The record is from RefSeq and is a predicted model, not a curated record.